AUGAAGUUCGGCCAAACAUAUCAGGAACGCCUCCGCGAGGAUGGCUUUCCGCAGCAUUGGGUGGAGAACGCGAUAUCCUACAAGCAGCUGAAGAAAUGCAUCAAAAGGGUGGAGAAAGAGCUAUCAGAUAUAGGAUUGGACGCAUCCACGCUCAAGCAGCUUCUAGAACACGAAGAGCGGGAAAGCAGUACUGAUUCUGACGGUCAAGAGGACGGGGAGCCAUUCCAAUAUCUGCUCGCGGACCCAACCGCCGCCGCAAAUGGUGAAGCAGCUACCCCAAUGGUGGUGUUCCGGCCGAAGCUCUUGAUUGCCGCGGACAAGCAGACGGGCGAACCGAUCGCCGCGAGUCUGUCACCUGAAACUAAGGACUAUCUCCAUAAGUUGGCUUUGACCCAGCGUAUGACAGAUGUGCGGGUCACCGAACUUCCUGACUCUGAGUCAACAGGGGAGAGUGCGAGUCUCAUCGCAUCCAACACAGAUCUAUCACCUGCGGCGCUUUCCUCGCUUGCAAAGGACGCAUCCCAGGCAGCAGAUCGGGGUCUGCGUAUGGUCGAGGUACCAUUGACGUCAGAUUCGGAGUUUUUCAGCACUCUGCAGAGUUCACUAUCCGGCUUGGCCACGUUGAGGCAGCAGGAGGAGAAGAGGCUCCAAGGCGAAGUGAUACGCCUCGGUCAAGAAAUUGCAAAUAUCACGGAGCCGAAGGGAAGAAAGAACAGGCACGAUCUGGCACAAUGGCGGAAAAUUUUCGAACUGUAUCUGGAGCAAAACAUCUUCUUUUCAACCAACGAGCUGGAUCAUGGAGCACGUGACUCCGCCGAGGCCGAAGUACGGUUGCGUGCGUUUUCCGAUGCGCUCAAGAAGCAGCCUGAAUGGACCAAAUUCAGACGCAAGGGAAGCUCUCCCGCACUGGACCGGUUUGUUCAACUGAACCUAGACCUUUUGCAACAUCUCAGAUUCCAAGAGAUCAAUCAGAUGGCUAUGCAGAAGAUCCUGAAGAAAUUUGACAAGCGCACAGCGCUUGGUGUAAAAAGGAACUUUCCUACCAGCAUUGAGGCGACGGUUUUCACUCAAAGCCUUGCGAAGAACAUCUGCUUCGAACUCUCCACGGAACUGCUUUCGGUCGUUCCGCAGCUCAGCGAUUACCUAUGUCCCGUAUGCUUCAGCAUCUCUUUCAGGCCCGUUCGGCUGCGCUGUGGGCAUAUCUUCUGCGUCAGGUGUCUCAUUGUCAUGCAGAGGGCGAGAGAGGACCACUGUCCCUUGUGCAGAAGCUCUGUGGUCAUGGAAGCAGAUAGCACGUCUGUUGACCCGGAGUUGACCAAGUUUCUUAUCAAGUAUUUUCCCAACGAAGUCAAGGUGAAGCAGAAGGAGAAUGAGCAUGCGGCCGGCGUUGAUGAGUACGGAGAGGCUUAUAAUGAGAAGUGCACCGUCAUGUGA
This is a messenger RNA of Coniosporium apollinis CBS 100218, 1434 nucleotides long. RefSeq lists its product as uncharacterized. The transcript has a single exon. Bases 1 to 1434 code for a protein of 477 amino acids. Lineage: Eukaryota; Fungi; Ascomycota; Dothideomycetes. The record is from RefSeq and is a predicted model, not a curated record.